CACAACACCAGCCGAUUCUGAUAACUUGUUGAUACCACCUUUUCACGAGGGAACCGCUGUACAGAACGGUCGCUCUGUACCAGGCUGCUCUAAAACAAUGGGAGGUGACGGGCCUUUGAAAAUAUUUUUCUAUCUCAUUCUACAAGCUGCGAUUUUUUUUCUGGUGGCGGCUCAUGAUGACGAUGGGCAUUAUUUGAGCGACUGGGUGGUGAGGUUGGUUGGAGGGAAAGAUGUUGCUGAUCAACUGGCUAUGGAACUGGACUAUCAAAACUUGGGAGAACUCAAAGGUUUUCCAAAUACAUAUCUGAUGAGGAAAAACGACCACCCUCAAAGAUCGAGACGAAAUGCACAACAUUUGACGAAGAGAUUGGCUGAUGACCACAGGGUUGAAUGGGCGGAGCAACAAGUUGCUAAGCGUCGAGUUAAAAGAGAAUUUCAAAAUGAUGCUUCGGAGCUGAGAGUCAAGACAUCAAAAGAAAAUAUAAAAUUCAAUGAUUUCCUAUGGCAAGACCAAUGGUAUCUUCAUGAUACCAGAAACAUUCCCAAUGUCCCAGAGCUGGAUAUGAGGACGAUCCCUGUCUGGAAUAUGGGUUACACUGGGAAAGGUGUUGUCAUCACUAUUAUGGAUGACGGUUUGGAAUGGAAUCACACGGAUAUUAGAAAGAAUUAUGAUCCAAAAGCUAGCUGGGAUACAAACGAUGACGAUGAUGACCCUUUUCCACGAUACGAUGAAUCUGAUUCUAACAACCAUGGAACUAGAUGUGCUGGAGAAAUUGCUAUGGUUGCUAAUAAUCUAAAAUGCGGCGUUGGUAUAGCAUACAAUGCGAAAAUUGGUGGAAUCCGAAUGCUGGACGGCAUAGUAAAUGAUGCUGUAGAAUCAGUGUCCAUUGCAUACAACGUAGACCAUAUCGACAUCUUCAGUGCUUCAUGGGGACCGAAUGAUGAUGGAAUGACAGUAGAUGGCCCAAAACGAUUGGCUGUUGAGGCUCUGGAAAAGGGAAUUAAACAGGGACGACGGGGUAAAGGGACCAUCUAUGUAUGGGCAUCUGGCAACGGAGGAUCGAAGGGAGAUAACUGUAACUGCGAUGGAUACACCAACUCGAUUUACACUCUGUCCGUUGGCAGUGCCAGCCAAAGGGGGGAUUUCCCCUGGUAUGGGGAAAGAUGCGCCUCUACCAUGACAACCGCUUAUUCAAGUGGAGCGUACUCUGAUCAGAAGAUUGCCACCACAGAUCUCCAUAACAAGUGCACCGUUCAUCACACAGGAACUUCCGCAGCUGCUCCGUUAGCGGCUGGUGUUAUUGCUUUGGUCUUGGAAGCCAAUCCGGAUUUGACUUGGCGAGACGUGCAGCAUCUGGUGGUGUGGACCUCGGAGUACCAUCAUUUGAAACACAACAAGGGAUGGAAAAGGAACUCUGUCGGCCUCAUGUACAAUAGUAGGUUUGGAUUUGGCUUGAUCAAUGCUGAGGCGAUGGUCAAGGCUGCUCUGAAUUGGACAACUGUACCAGAAAAGGCCAUUUGCAAAGCUUCUUCUUCAUCCAAACUGCCCAAAUUGCUUUCUUCUCAAAUACAAGAAGUCGAAGUCGAGAUCACUGCUGAUGGCUGCACUAAAACUUCAAACGAAAUAAACUACUUGGAACACGUCGAACUUUCCCUUGAUAUCGAUUACAAUCAUAGAGGAGCAUUGGAUAUUUACUUGUUCUCUCCUGCUGGAACCGUCAGCAUGGUUCUUUCUCGUAGAGAGCGUGAUUCAUCUGCCAUAGGCUUCAAAAGCUGGACUUUCUUGUCCGUGCAUUUUUGGGGUGAAAAUCCUGUUGGAAAAUGGAAGGUGUUAGUACGGGACAUGACAGGAAAUGAUUACAAAGGAGCGGUGAAUGCAAUCAGUUUGAAAUUGCACGGGACAAAAGAGAGACCAAAACAUAUGACUGCUGGCAGAAAAAGGUACAUCAACGAAGAGGAAAUCGAAAAGGCAUUAGAUCGAACUCCGGAAUUUGAAGAAGGGUUACCAGAAGUGAAGAAUAAUAUACACGAUGAAUUGGAAAAUCUUCGCGCGGUUGAUCACAAAGAAAAACUCAAUUGGGCCGACUUAGUUGGUAAAAAUCUGAGAAACAUGCCGAUUCGGCCGGGUAAUUUCCCUAAAAUACGAUAUGAAGUCCUCGAAGAAGAUUAUAUUGAUAACUAUCCAAAUCAAUACACAUAUUACUAAAACUGUUGCAGAAGAAAGAAGUCAAUCUUUAUCUCACCGAAAUUUUCUAGUCAUACAUUGAUGUUCCUGUACACAUUUACGAUUAUUAAUAUGACUUUUAUGGUCAUAAAUGUUUCCUUAAAAAUGAAAUUUAAGAUGCAUAUGAUUUCCUUAUAACUGUCUUCAGUAUUUUAUUUGCAUGUAUUUGGAUAAAUUAUUUGAAGUUCAAAAUUCCUUAUUCUACAUUAUACUAUGAGGCAUUGUUAUUUUUUCAAAAAAAAACAACAACAUUAAAAGUCAUUUAUGAUUUGAUAA
Argiope bruennichi is the source of this 2500-nucleotide messenger RNA. Its product is annotated as neuroendocrine convertase 1-like. Gene Ontology annotation, molecular function: serine-type endopeptidase activity. Lineage: Eukaryota; Metazoa; Arthropoda; Arachnida; Araneae; Araneidae. Gene Ontology annotation, biological process: protein processing. The transcript has 15 exons. Gene Ontology annotation, cellular component: Golgi membrane; trans-Golgi network. The record is from RefSeq and is a predicted model, not a curated record. Bases 98 to 2206 code for a protein of 702 amino acids.